Messenger RNA from Neohortaea acidophila, 603 nucleotides. Its product is annotated as Longin-like domain-containing protein. Bases 1 to 603 code for a protein of 200 amino acids. Gene Ontology annotation, cellular component: COPI vesicle coat. The record is from RefSeq and is a predicted model, not a curated record. The transcript is spliced from 2 exons. Gene Ontology annotation, biological process: intra-Golgi vesicle-mediated transport; retrograde vesicle-mediated transport, Golgi to endoplasmic reticulum; intracellular protein transport. Lineage: Eukaryota; Fungi; Ascomycota; Dothideomycetes; Mycosphaerellales; Teratosphaeriaceae.
AUGCCUCCCAAUAUGUCCCUGUUCUCCGUGAACGCCAUCCUCCUCCUCUCCACCGACGACGGCUCCCGAAUCCUCACCCGCUACUACAGCCCCCCUCACAUCCCGCAAGGCGCCCAGGGCAACAACCACCCGGGCGCGAACCCCUACGUCUCCGUCAAAGACCAGAAAGCGUUCGAGAAGGGGCUGAUAGAGAAGACCGCGAAGCAGACGAGCGAUGUCAUCCUCUACGACAACCGGAUUGUCGUGUUCAAGAUGGAGAGCGAUGUCAUGCUGUAUGUCGUUGGCGGCGCGGAGGAGAAUGAAAUCAUGCUUUAUAAUGUCAUUCUGGCGCUGAGGGACAGUUUGAAUAUUCUGCUCAAGAACUCGGUUGACAAGCGCACGCUCAUCGAAAACUACGACCUCGCGUCCCUAUGCAUUGACGAGAUCAUCGACGACGGCAUCAUCCUCGAGACGGACCCAAUCAGCAUUUCGAGCAGAGUCAGCAGACCGCCGGCCCAGGACGUGCCCAACAUGCAAGGCAUCGAUCUCAGUGAAGAAGGGUUGCUCAAGAUCUACCAGUUUGGCAAAGCGAAGUUGGGCGAGCGGUUACGACAGGGACUAUGA